CUCCGACUCGGUCUGGCAGAGGCUGAGGAAGCCGCUCCCGGGGGCGGAGGACAGGAGGCCGGCGUGGAGCGCGGAAGCAGGACGAGCCCAAGCGGUACCCUGGGCCCGAGGACGCCCUCCGAGCCUUGAGACUGCGGGGCCUCCCAGCCCAGCUGGCAUCUGAGAGGAGGCAGGGGCGCCCCGGCACCGCCGCGCGCCACUUGCCAGGAUGCCAGUGGCACCAGUGUCCUUACCAGACGGAGGAGGCUGUUUUCAACACCCUUGCUGGAGUCCGGCCUGCGCGCGGCACUGACGCCGGAGCCUCGGUCCGCGUUUCCCUGAGAUGAACGCUCCUCGGGCGCCCUCUCGUGGACGCUGGCGCUAGCGCCGGUGAACGCCGAGCGAUGGCAACCGCCCUCCCGCCGCGGCCCGCGCCGGCCCGCGGGAACGAGACCCUGCAGGAGCACUACAACUACGUGGGCAAGCUGGCGGGCAGGCUGAAGGAGGCCCCUGAGGGCAGCACGCUCACCACCGUCCUCUUCUUGGUCAUCUGCAGCUUCAUCGUCCUGGAGAACCUGAUGGUUCUGAUUGCCAUCUGGAAAAACAAUAAAUUUCACAACCGCAUGUACUUUUUCAUCGGCAACCUGGCUCUCUGCGACCUGCUGGCUGGCAUCGCUUACACGGUCAACAUUCUGAUGUCUGGCAAGAAGACCUUCAGCCUGUCUCCGACGGUCUGGUUCCUACGGGAGGGCAGCAUGUUCGUGGCCCUGGGGGCGUCCACCUGCAGCUUGCUGGCCAUUGCUAUCGAGCGGCACUUGACGAUGAUCAAGAUGAGGCCUUACGACGCCAACAAGAAGCACCGCGUCUUCCUUCUGAUCGGGAUGUGCUGGCUCAUCGCGUUUUCGCUGGGCGCCUUGCCCAUCCUGGGCUGGAACUGCCUGCACAACCUCCCCGACUGCUCCACCAUCCUGCCGCUCUACUCCAAGAGGUACAUCGCCUUCUGCAUCAGCAUCUUCACAGCCAUCCUGCUGACCAUCGUGGUCCUCUACGCUCGCAUCUAUUUCCUGGUGAAGUCCAGCAGCCGCAAGGUGGCCAACCACAACAACUCCGAGCGGUCCAUGGCCUUGCUGCGCACCGUGGUGAUUGUCGUGAGUGUGUUCAUCGCCUGCUGGUCCCCACUCUUCAUCCUCUUCCUCAUCGACGUGGCCUGCAGGGUGAAGGCCUGCCCUGUGCUGUUCAAGGCCCAGUGGUUCAUCGUGCUGGCUGUGGUCAACUCCGCCAUGAACCCUGUCAUUUACACGCUGGCCAGCAAGGAGAUGCGACGUGCCUUCUUCCGCCUCGUCUGCAACUGCCUGGUCAGGGGCCCAGGGGCCCGCGCCUCGCCCACCCAGCCUGCUCUCGACCCGAGCAGAAGCAAAUCGAGCAGCAGCAACAACAGCAGCCACUCCCCGAAGGUCAGGGAAGACCUGCCCCAUGCAGCCACCUCGUCCUGCAUCAUUGACAGAAGCCAAACACUCCAGAAUGGGAUCCUCUGCAAGUGACAUGUUCACAUGCCCACCCUGCAGCUAUGUUCUUGCAGAUCGCAUGCGUCGCUUCCACGUGGGCCCUUCAAGAGUGUGACUCGGGAGAGCUACCUCACUGUGCCCAAGGCCUGCCCAGCGUGGAGCCUCCUAAGGAGCGGACCCCAGGACUCUGCAGCCCAUUGCAGUGUGGACUCUGUGCCUUGUCCAUCCUGGGCAGCAGAGUGUUCUGAAUGCAUGAAGCUGCUGAUGUCAUCUGCCGCCUGCCACUGAAGCUGGGACACCACUCUCUGUUCCCAGACAGGGGAGGUCGUGGGCUGCACACGUACGUUUCUCAGUGUGCCUCUGGGUGAUGUCUGGAUAACUUUACACUACAUUUAUUGUGCACAGAAUGGAUGCCUGUAUAGCCUACAUUUCUAUGUUCCACAGUUUGUGUUCCGGGUGUGUGCUGUGUGGCACCUACAUGAAGUCUCAGUACACCACACAGUUAUGUCACAGGUUAUACAAGGGUGUUCUGACAGAACCCCCAGGUACAAGGAUAUGGUUGUGACUUAAGUGGACAUGCUGUUCCCAGUCUUCUCAGACUGACAUGAAGUCUUGUGUUAAGCAAGUUUUUAAAGGCCCAAAUUCUCAAAAAGGGCACCUCUGAGGCUGGGCCCAGUUGUGUGGGUCUGACCCAAAUGAGCCCUGUGUUUCUUCAGUCAUGUGUCCCUGCAUCAUUUUAAGCACAUCCCAAAGCCAAAUCACAUGAUAGUUUUGGGGUUUCUGCAAAUUCCUGAGAAGCCAGCCAAGAUCUCCCAGAGGCCUGUGCCCGCAGACCAGCCACAGAAAGAAGCCGCGAAGGCAAAGUGGGAGCAGGCAGCCGGCCUGGCUCACCUUCCCACGUCACGGGCUGGUGGCCUGCUUCCCGUGAUAGAGGGUGUCCCUGCCAUGAGGAGAGGUACACAGACAGCACUUUGAUUCCACAUCAGAAAAGCACCAAGUCAGAAAUCCCCCAUGGUGUCACAGCGGAGUAGCAGUUCCAUGGCUUCCUGAGAGCUGGCAGCAACUGCAACUAGUGAGAGUGUCCAGUUGUCAGGCUGGGAGGGGUGACCUGGCAGUGCACACAGCCACCGUGACUAGUGAGAGUGUCUAAUUGUCAGGCUGGGAAGUGUGACCUGGCAGUUUAUGCUUCUUCAAAGAGAGGUAUUGAAUCAUAACCACAUGAUACUGUAAUUUAACUUUUCAACGUAAGUUGAACCUAUAUCACCCUGUUUACCUUAUAAAGGAAUUACUUAAAAGAUAUUUUUGUACAUGUUCUUCCCCAAGGAUUCGACAUCCAAUACAAAUAGAUGAAAAGUAAACAUGUUUGUAGAGCUAUGAUAAGUACACAGCUGCUGUGUUGAGGUCUUUAUAAGAAUAAGAACGAAAAUAACCAACCUUCAAAAGGAUUCUUACUUGGGUGAACCUCACUUCAAAAUCCCCUAAAGUCUUUUAGGUUCAAUGAGAAUUUUGCCUGAGUAAAACUUAAAAGACUAAUCUUAACACACUAACUUUUUCUGAGAGAAAUCGAUGCUUGUUUGUUAUCUGAUGCAAGUCACUGUGAUCGAGGAACAUGCCCAGGCGUUCUGGGCGACCUCCAUGGACUGACCAAAGACUUUUCUAAUUUUUUGUCACUCAUGAGAUAAAACCUAUUUGUAAGAUGUUCAUUAGGGGUGUUUUGUGUUGCCUUCUCCACAUUCCUGAAAAGUAGCUUAUCACCUUAUCAAAUAGCAUGAGAUAAGACAUUAUCUCAUGGGCAUUUCUAGAAGAGUAAAACAUUAAGGUACCGGGUUAAGAAAAAGCAAAAGCAUCCGGGAGCCAGAAUGUUUGGUAUUGCAUUUCCAUGACUAGAACUUUAUGUCAUAGUUGUGAGCGGCUUUGGGGGCUUUGAUCUCUCUGUUGCUGAUGUUAGUCACCCUUUGUUCCAUCCCCGGAUGUCCCAGCACCUUCCAGCGUCAUCUCUUAGCGCUUCUAGGGAGCCCACGCGCACCAUUCCCACUAGGAGGUAUUGAUGUUUGCGGUGUGACAUAUGGCUCCUUUGAGAUAACACAAGACUUUUAAGCAAUCUGAAUGUAAAAUAUACCAAAAAUAUAAUUGUGCUCAUUUGAUAUAUGCAAAAACUAGUCACCUUUGAUAGCAACAGGCACAUGCCUAACUAGCUGGGCAGCUGGAGAUCAUUUAGCAGCUAAGUGUUUCAGAGCCCUAACCCUGAAGUUUGGAAACAGAUGAUCUUGUACACCACAGCAGAGAAACUACGUGUAAGAUCUCUUUUCAGUUAGUAACCUUUAUUAUUUCCAAUGUAUGUUUGUUAAAAAAUAAAAAUAAAAACCACUCUUGAGAGUC
Messenger RNA from Lemur catta (Ring-tailed lemur), 3863 nucleotides. It is a transcript of the gene S1PR3, whose product is annotated as sphingosine-1-phosphate receptor 3. Gene Ontology annotation, molecular function: sphingosine-1-phosphate receptor activity. Gene Ontology annotation, cellular component: membrane. The record is from RefSeq and is a predicted model, not a curated record. Bases 384 to 1520 code for a protein of 378 amino acids. Gene Ontology annotation, biological process: G protein-coupled receptor signaling pathway. The transcript has 2 exons. NCBI's taxonomy places the organism in Eukaryota, Metazoa, Chordata, Mammalia, Primates, Lemuridae.